Brassica oleracea var. oleracea is the source of this 1203-nucleotide messenger RNA. RefSeq lists its product as uncharacterized. Gene Ontology annotation, molecular function: nucleic acid binding; RNA-DNA hybrid ribonuclease activity. Lineage: Eukaryota; Viridiplantae; Streptophyta; Magnoliopsida; Brassicales; Brassicaceae. The record is from RefSeq and is a predicted model, not a curated record. Bases 1 to 1203 code for a protein of 400 amino acids. The transcript has 3 exons.
AUGGAGAAACUAACAUUCGCAGUUGUGACAUUGGCAAGGAAACUCCGGCCGUACUUUCAGUCGCAUACCAUAAUAAUCCUCAGCACCUUCCCCCUGCGAACGAUCUUGCACAGUCCGAGUCAGUCAGGACGACUCGCAAAAUGGGCAAUCGAACUAAGCGAGUACGAUGUGGAGUACCGCCCAAGAACCUUCACAAAAUCUCAAGUACUAGCAGACGUCUUGGUAGAAUUGCCCACGGGGGAUAUGACAAACACGGAACCGGACUCAACUUGGAUCCUUCACGUCGACGGAUCAUCGUCCAAACAAGGAUCCGGGAUCGGAAUCCGGCUCACUUCUCCCACCGGCGAAGGCUUGGAACAAUCGUUCCGAUUGGAAUUCCAUGCGUCGAACAACAAGGCCGAAUAUGAAGCACUCCUCGUAGGAUUACGAUUAGCCCAUGGGCUUAAGAUCCGCAACAUUCACGCUUACUGUGACUCUCAGUUAGUCGCAAAUCAGUACAGCGGAGAAUACGAAGCGAGGGACGAAAGAAUGGAUGCAUAUCUAAAACUCAUCCAAGACCUCUCCCGAGACUUCAACCACUUCGCCCUCACUAGGAUUCCUUGCUCGGAAAACACUCAGGCAGAUGCCUUGGCCGCACUCGCAUCAAGUUCGGAUUCUGGACUAAGACGAAUAAUCCCCGUCGAGUUCAUCGAACACCCAAGCAUCGGACCACCAGUGGUCAACAAUCUGAUUCGAGCACAAAUCGAAAAUGCGGAGGAAGUCGAAGACCCACCAGAAGAAAACGUGGAUCAGUCGGAAUACGGCUACGACAGCCCAUGGAUAGAGCCAAUCCGAUCAUACAUAAUCAACGGAACGCUUCCCACUGAGAAAUGGGCGGCCCGCAAAAUCAAGACCCAGGCCGCGCGAUAUGAGGUUCAUUCCGGAUCAUGUGGGAACCACUCCGGCGGAAGAUCUCUCGCCGUAAAAAUAAAACGCCAUGGUUAUUACUGGCCAACUAUGAUCAAGGACUGCGAGAAAUUCGCACGGAAGUGCGAAAAAUGCCAAAGGCAUGCACCGACAAUCCAUCAACCCGCGGAAGUCCUCUCGUCCAUCUCGUCUCCGUAUCCCUUCAUGCGAUGGUCCAUGGAUAUCGUGGAUAGAGGCAGAUUCCUAUGCAAGAGUUCUUUGGUCGCAUCGUACGACCCCGAGACGGGCUACGGGUGA